AUGGGCUCUAAUCCCACUAGAUCAGAGGGUGCGAUAAUCCAAGGUCCACAGAAUGUGACUGCGACCGUCGAGUUGGGUCGCGAUGCCUCGUUCUCCUGUGAAAUUAGCGAGGAGGAACAUCGGUCAGCAACUAUACGCUGGGGCAAGUACAUCUCCCUGGACGAAACCACCACCGACUUUCGAACUAGUGAAGUGCUCCACUGGUCUGGUGGAACGUACGUCGUGUUGCCGACUAUUCUCGCCCAGGACCUUCAACAAUUCUUCGACAUCCCCAAACCACUCGCUGUGAGCAAUCCUGGAUCUCGUCGUAGCCGUCUUGUCCUGCGAUCGGCCUCGCCACGUGACGCCGGUCUCUACAUCUGCUCAGUCAUCACUGAAUCUGGCAGAGAUGACCACAAAUUCGUCCAUGUUUCCAUAAAGGAUGGUGAUAAGAUUAUCGAGGGUCUGAGAGACGCCGAAGAGGCAACUUCGCGACACCUAACCAUCUACAUAGCCGUGCCUAUAUGCGUAUUCUUAAUCUGCAUUUGCGCGGUUGCCUCGUUAGUCAUUCGCAAUCGUAGCCGUCAAAGUCGCCAGCGCAACCAACGCAACGGGCACAAGUCCUACUUCAUUAGCCACGGCAUUGGUACGAGCGCAGGAAGUCGCAAACUCAGCCUCAACUCCUCUCACCGCUUCCUCGAUCAGAGUUCUCUCACUGGAAGUGCUUCGAUGGCCUUCACACGAAGCGGGAGUCCCCCACGACAGGGUCGAUCGUCUGCCUCAUCGAAGAUCGCUCCUACUCCCCACGUUCCAAUGCGACCGUCGCCCAUGAACAGCACCACCAACACCAGCGCUAGUCAAAUCUACCCCCCACAAUUCUCUCCAGGUCACCUGCAGUCACCGUCGUACACCGAAUGCGCCUACUUCUCAGCUGACGGAGCCCCGAUUGGCGCGCCUUACGCAUCGCCUCCGAUUUCAGCGUACGCGCCACCACCACCGCCACCAGCCUACUUGAAUGGACAGGUCUCUGGCGUCGACUACCAACGGUACCCACCAAUGAAGGGCGUGCCACAUCCGGCCUACCCACGAUCGGGCGAAUCCAGUGCUUACACCACUGACCUUGGUUUCGACCAAUCAGGGAACCCCUUCGUCGUUGGUCCUGGAGCCCAAUACGACCCUACGGUUAAACAGGAAGCUCCCAACAGACGGAUUCUGUGUGUGAGUCCGUCCAGUGGCCAGGAGACGCCUGGUCACCUGUGA
This is a messenger RNA of Mesocestoides corti, 1239 nucleotides long. The record is from the annotation of a GenBank genome assembly. NCBI's taxonomy places the organism in Eukaryota, Metazoa, Platyhelminthes, Cestoda, Cyclophyllidea, Mesocestoididae.